UGCAACUUAACUUCACCCACCGAUCUGAUCGAAAAUGGCCAUGGCCUCUCCUUCUGUUAACUCACAUAAUGUUCUCUUCAUCUUUUCCCUUCUGUUCGUCUUCCUCUUGUCGUCUCUCGCCCAACAAUCUUUCCGGCCCAAAGCCCUUGUCCUCCCUGUCGCAAAGGACGGUCGGACCUCCCAGUACCUUACCCGUAUCCACCAGAGGACUCCACCAGUGCCGCUGAGCCUCGUGGUCGACCUCGGGGGCCGGCACUUUUGGGUCGCAUGCGACAAACCAAAAUACAUCUCCUCAACCUUCCGCCCAUCUCGGUGCGGAUCCGCUCAAUGUGCUCUCGGCACACAUAGUUACUGCGGCGGGUGCAAUGGAUCUCCUGCACCAGGGUGCAAUAACAACACCUGUGUCCUCAGCGGGGAAGAAACUGUCACCCGGGUUGACUUUAACGGUGACCUCGGCUCGGAUGUUCUCUCGUUGCCCUCGACUGAUGGUUCAAACCCGGGAAGGAUGGUGAGCGUGCCUCAGUUCCUAUUCGUUUGCGGCUAUGAUCUCCAACUGGAGCGGCUUGCCAGCGGAGUUACUGGCAUGGUGCCACUUGGUAGCACCAAUAUCGCAUUGCCGGCUCAGCUCUCAUCUGCCUUUGGCUUCCCUAGGAAGUUCGCCAUCUGCCUCCCGUCCUCGGCCACCUCAAGUGGGGUCAUUUUCUUCGGGGAUGGACCAUACAAUCUCCUCCCAAACAUCGACGAGUCCCAAUCAUUGACUUACACGCCGCUCUUGAGCAACCCAAUCAGUACAUCCGCUGCCGCCUUCGUGGGUGAGCCAUCCUACGAGUACUUCAUCGGUGUCAAGUCCAUCACUGUGGGAGACAAGCUCCUGUCGUUGAACUCAACCCUAUUGACCAUAAAAAGCAAUGGUCUCGGGGGCACCAAGCUGAGCACAGUCAAUCGGUACACGGUCCUCGAAACUUCCAUCUUUGCAGCAUUCACAAAGGCAUUCAUCUCCGAAGCGGCUGCAAGGAACAUCACUAGGGUCGGAGCAGUCAGGCCCUUUGAGGUGUGCUUCAGCUCAAAGAACAUCCCAGGCACGCGUGUUGGACCAGUGGUGCCGCACAUCUACUUAACACUGCAAAACAAGGACACUAUAUGGACUAUCACGGGCUCGAACUCGAUGGUUCAGAUCAAUAAUGACGUCCUUUGUCUCGGUGUUGUCGAUGGAGGGCCUUACGUCCAAACCGCUAUAGUGAUUGGAGGGUACCAGUUGGAGAACAAUCUAAUACAGUUUGAUCUGGCGAGGUCUAGGGUUGGGUUCAGUAACACUCUCUUGGGCAGACAAACUACUUGUGGUAACUUCAAUUUCACUUCCACUGCUUGAGAGUAUAUGGCAUUGCAAUAUUGACCUAUAUGUAUACAUAUUCGUUUCAUCAUUUGGAUGAAUAAGUCUUUGACAUGGAAUUAAGUGAAUGUUCUUUGAGAAAAAGGUUGUAAGUACGGAUAAUUUUAUUGUCUAUUCCUAAACUAUAAAGGCUUGUUUGGUUUGAUAGUU
Messenger RNA from Punica granatum (pomegranate), 1540 nucleotides. The record is from RefSeq and is a predicted model, not a curated record. Lineage: Eukaryota; Viridiplantae; Streptophyta; Magnoliopsida; Myrtales; Lythraceae.